CUCGGCACUACAUGAGCUAAGAAGGAAGUCACUACUAUGGACCAGAGCACUUUAGAGGCUGGACAGAUGAAUGUUGCUGUUGACUGGAACCAGCAAUAAAAUGCUGCCGUGGAAGAAGAAUAAGUUCGAUCUGAUAGAGGAAGACAAGCAGUCCAAGCAGAAGGGCUAUGCGGUGAGUCUCAACUACUCUGCCCUCACCUCCUUCGCCAAGUCCUGCCCGGAGAGCGCGCUCAACAGGGUGGGCAGCAUGUUCAAGUCGAAGAGGAAAAAGGUGAAGAUCACCAGCGAGGACCCCACGUACACGGUGCUCUACCUGGGCAACGCCACCACCAUCCAGUCCAAGGGCGACGGCUGCACGGACGUGGCGGUGAGCAAGAUCUGGGGCAAAAGCGAGAUGGGCAAGAACGGCACCAAGAUGCGGCUGACCAUCAGCUCGCAGGGCAUCCGCAUGGUGCAUGUGGACGACAAGGCCAAGAGGCCGGGACACUUGUACCUGCUGCACCGGGUAACCUACUGCGUCGCGGACCCGAGACUACCCAAGAUUUUCGCUUGGAUUUACAGGCACGAGAUGAAGCACAAGGCCGUGAUGCUGCGCUGCCACGCGGUGCUGGUGUCCCGGCCGGAGAAGGCGAAGGCGAUGGCGCUGCUCCUGUACCAGACCUCGGCCACGGCCCUGGCCGAGUUCAAGCGACUAAAGCGGAGAGACGACGCGCGGCACCAGCAGCAGCAGCUCGUAGGGGAGCAGACCAUCCCCCUGGUCCCCAUCAGGAAGCUGCUGAACGGACAGUGUUACUACAAGCCCCCCGUGGAGCGCAGCCGGAGCGCGCCGAAGCUCGGCUCCAUCACGGAGGACCUGGUCGGGGAGGAGGAGGAGGAGAGGGCGAUGCACUUUGAGUGCGAGGACAUUCUGGACACGGACGACGAGUGCGUUGCCAACGGCAAGCAGGAGUUGACUCAGAUCAUCAGUGACUUGGGAGAGAUGAGCAUAGGGAACGACGUGCAGACGCUGAAAGCGGACCUGAGAGUCACCCGACUCCUCUCCGGAGAGAGCACGGGGAGCGACUCCUCCAUCGAGAGCAGCCAGGAGCCCGCUCCGCUGGCCAACGGGCUCGGGGAGCUGAGGGUGCAGGGAAUUGCCUGAGUACUGUUACUACUGGGGCAGCUCUGGUCGCCUGUGGCGCACCGUGUCUCCAUCACCGACAGACAUUUUCCUCGGUCGUCAAAGUUGUGUUGGAGUUUUGGUUUGUCUAAUCUGUGCCUCCGCCGCUAAUUGGCAGUAUCCAGAAAAGACCCACAGGGUUUCUGUGACGGUGACCGAACACAGACACAUCAUCAAGCCACUGAAUGACAAUCGAAGAGCGUGUUACACACACGGGGGGGGGGUACAGAUGGAAAAACAAGUGCGAUGCUCCAACUGACACAAUCCCGGUGCGCCUCAGGGCGCACGGCACCUAUUCCACCUCUUUUGUUUAAGAGGAUUUGUUUGUAGCUUCAAGCUUGUUUGCCUAACGCUUUUUUUUGUUGAACAAUGCUUAUUAUGAUCCACAAACAUUCCGUGUUUGAAGCACGCUCCUCUUCUCCACGACUCGGUGGCUCGCUGGCUCUCAACGGACAUCCUUCAUUUCCCUGUCAGGGCGCUUCUGCAAUGGCCUGUUGGUGGAUUUUUCAUUUUGCACUGUUGUGGAGUUCAUUCAAGUAUUAUGUUGACUACAUGUAUACGAUAUGUUAUGAUUGGUAUGUUGUCUGAAACAUAAAUGUCAUAUCUUUGCUGUGCAAAAGAAAAACACACUUUAUGUAUUAUGAUGUAAAGUAAGAUGUUUUGAGUAUAAAUAUGUUAUUUUUUAACGAAUGAAAAUGUGGUUUGUUAUGUGAACCUCAUAAAUUAUCAAUAAAAAUAGAAAAUGAUUUUAAA
Molecule: messenger RNA, 1912 nt
Organism: Scophthalmus maximus (turbot)
Lineage: Eukaryota; Metazoa; Chordata; Actinopteri; Pleuronectiformes; Scophthalmidae
Gene: fam43a
Product: family with sequence similarity 43 member A
Exons: 2
Coding region: 71-1141 (356 amino acids)
Source: RefSeq, a predicted model, not a curated record